CGGUAAGUGGUCCUGACAUUACCAGGCAGUAAGUAGAGAAUCAAAUGCUAAUAAUAAGGAAAGAUUGCACUCUAUUGUAACUAUAAGUGGAAGUGAACACAUGUUUUUAAUUAUACGUGUAUAGAAGAUAUUAAGUCUUUAAGUAGUUGUGCCGUUAGUGGAAUAUCUUGUUCGCGGAAUGUUACCAAACGGUGGUGCUUGUGUAAUAACGUCCUUAAGGUGACGUUUGGCACCUUACUUUUUCUGCUGCUUCAAAUGUCACAGAAGGACGACUCAGAAAGUGACAUUUGGGAUUAUAAACCUCUAGAGAAGAAAAAGAGAACUGAACCUUCAACUGCCCUUAAAAGGAGAUGCACAUCCAGGAAAUCUGCAAAGAAAGAAACUUCUCUCAGAUCAGAGGAGAGGGAUGCAAAAACUCCAGCAGCAGAAAGAGGGGAUCGUGCUUCUGCUGGUUAUGUUGACCAAAAAUGCAUCAUAGAUCUUCAUAUAUUACCCACAAAGUCAUCUUCUCCUGAAGAGUCAGUACAAAGUGACAAGAAUGCUGCAGAGAGAUCAACUUCCGAAGAAUAUUGUCCCAUCUGCCAGAUGCCCUUUAUCAUAUUGGUCGUACAGACCCAAAGAUGGCAUGUUGCUGAAUGUCUGGACACCCCCAGGGACCAAUGCAAAGAAUGUCCAGACGGUCUUCAGUGCUCCUCCACGAUUCCAAACCAUUACAAGAAGUUCAACCACAUGCUUCUCGCCCACAAUCGAUCAAACGGGAACACAGCCACUUUCAGUCUCUCCCAGCAAGCCAAGACCAGCAGGGAACCAAACUUUGGUUGUCUCCCAGCACUGCUAAAAAAUGAAGAGGACAGCUGUACUUUUGAAACUUCACAGAGUAGUAGUCUUUCUGCUUUAUCCACUCCUAGCAUCUCACCUCAGAGCAGCCAAAGUGGAACGCCUCGACCAAAGCCUCCAAAUGGCCUUCUGCUGCUGCGCUCUCCUGGACCAGAGGACUUUAAGAAAAAGAAAGGCUGGUUGUUGUCGUCGAAAGGGAAAAAAUCUGUCACUUCUUCCCAAGAGAGUAAAACUGAACUUUUAGCCACUCCUGAAAAAGAAUCUGGCAAAUGUCCCAAAGAAGAUUUAGAUCAACCUUCCCCUGCAAAUGUUGAAGAAAUAUCCUACUCUCCUCUGUCUGAACUUCCUGCAGAAUUGGAAGCCAGUAAUGAGUGUCAGAAAGCUCUUUUUGUUAAUGAAGCAUCUGAAAAUGAGAGGGAAAAAUCAGUUAUACUGUUUGAUGACAGCUUUUCAAGUGAAGACGAGCUUCUUUCCGCAUUCAUUGAUGAUAAUUUGGAACUCAGUAGUGCGCCAGACAAAAAUCCUGGCUCCCUAAGUGCUCAGCUGUGUUCAGUUCCCUCAUUAGCACCUUCUGGUGAAGUGGCUGCCUCCACAGUUGACGGAAACAGAGCUGAUUCUUCUGGUGGAAAAGAAACUCGGACAUCUGAAGGCGUAAUCGGAAAGACGAGCCUUCGGUCGCCGGGGUGUGUCGUCUUAGAGCGCCUCAGAGAAAACCUCCCUAGCUCCGGGGGUCAGAGCAGCAGCUUUGAGCCUCAGCAGCAGCCUCCCAAUACCCCUCCAGAGCCUUUGUCUCAAAACAUGCCGCCUCAGCGGGGCCCCAAAAAGGCCGGCGCGGCCUCUGGUUUAAAGCAGACCGACAUAGGGGUGUUUUUUGGCAUCAAGCCGCUGAUGGAGAAGAAGGCUGAAAGCGGGCCGACUGACUCGACCGGCUCGGUUCCAACAGCCAGUGAGAGCACGGGCCGGAGGGGAUUCAUGAGACAUCGGCAGAGGAUAGCAGAGGCUGGAUCAGCCCCGGAUACGUCACAGGUCACAGAAGCUGUCAACCACUCGGGUCCAGUGGACGGUCGGGGAGGCGGAGGACGAGGGGGGAACAGAGGAUGGAGAAGAAGGUGGAACAGAGGCGACCCUGAUGGAGAAGGGGUCCAGCCUCGUUGUCCUUUUUAUAAGAAAAUUCCAGGAACAAAGUUUGUUGUAGAUGCCUUCCACUAUGGAGAGAUAGAGGGCAUCACUGCCUACUUCCUGACACAUUUCCACUCCGACCAUUACGGAGGGUUGACCAAGAGAUCCACUGUUCCAAUUUACUGCAACAGAAUUACAGCGAACCUGGUGAAGAGCAAACUGAGAGUGGCUGAGCAGUAUGUCCAUGUCCUCCCCAUGAACACUGAGGUCACCGUGGAGGGAGUCACGGUCAUCCUCUUGGAGGCCAACCACUGUCCAGGAGCCGCCAUGCUUCUGUUCUUCUUGCCCGACGGACAGAUUGUCCUCCACACUGGAGACUUCAGAGCUGACCCCUCGAUGGAGACCUAUCCCCAACUGCUCAGCUGCAGAGUGCAGACCCUCUACCUGGACACCACCUACUGCAGUCCUGAAUACACCUUUCCCAGGCAGCCCGAGGUCAUCAGCUUUGCAACCAACACUGCGUUUGAGCGGGUGACGCUUAACCCACGCACGCUGGUGGUGUGUGGAUCGUACUCUGUGGGGAAAGAAAAGGUCUUUAUGGCACUAGCAGAAACCUUGGGGUCUAAAGUGUGUCUCUCCAGAGACAAGUACAAUACCAUGUGCUGCCUGGAGUCGAAGGAAGUCAGAGAGCGAAUAACCACCGACUGGAAGGCGGCCCAGGUCCACGUGCUGCCCAUGAUGCAGCUCUCCUUUAAAAAGCUGCAGGAUCACUUGGCACGCUUUUCAGGACAAUAUGAUCAGCUGGUGGCCUUCAAGCCCACAGGCUGGACCUUCAGCCAGCAGGACAUCAAGCCUGAGAUCAGUGGCAAUAUUUCAAUCUACGGAAUACCGUACAGUGAACACAGCAGCUUCCUGGAACUGAAGCGAUUUGUCCAGUGGCUCAGGCCCCUGAAGAUCAUCCCAACUGUCAACGUUGGCAGCUGGGCGAGCAGGAAGUCCAUGGAGAAGUGUUUCAGUGAGUGGCUGGCAGAAGCUAAAGCUAAGCUGUAACUUCUGUGCCGUUGGUCUCCAGCACUCUCCUGCAGCUGGGAGUUUCUGAUGGCAGAGCCAAAGACUUUACAGUACCUAGGAGCCAUUGGAACACUAAUAAUUUUUAUUGAUGCAGAUUCAGCUUUUGUGAUGAUGAUGGUUUAAGAAUGGUCAAGUAUUCACUUUUUAAAACCCGAGCCGACUUGAUUAAUUGUUUCAAAGAAACGUGUUGACAGUUAAACCUGAGCCCUCCGGUCUAUUAGUUGGCUGUGCAUACGAUGCCACCUUCACUUCAAUCAUUUCCUCUUUCAGCAUUCUGAAAAUUGAGCUCUUGAACUGUGCAAUUCUUUCCCUUUUUUUCUCAAUGUAAUAUAUUAUACUGACAAAAAAUAAACGUUU
Menidia menidia (Atlantic silverside) is the source of this 3384-nucleotide messenger RNA. NCBI's taxonomy places the organism in Eukaryota, Metazoa, Chordata, Actinopteri, Atheriniformes, Atherinopsidae. The record is from the annotation of a GenBank genome assembly.